This is a messenger RNA of Acanthopagrus latus (yellowfin seabream), 3684 nucleotides long. It is a transcript of the gene abcb6a, whose product is annotated as ATP-binding cassette, sub-family B (MDR/TAP), member 6a. Gene Ontology annotation, molecular function: ABC-type heme transporter activity; ATP hydrolysis activity; heme binding. Lineage: Eukaryota; Metazoa; Chordata; Actinopteri; Spariformes; Sparidae. Gene Ontology annotation, cellular component: membrane. Bases 1 to 2556 code for a protein of 851 amino acids. The record is from RefSeq and is a predicted model, not a curated record. The transcript has 19 exons. Gene Ontology annotation, biological process: heme transport; transmembrane transport.
AUGGUGUUCAUGCAGAGUUACUGUGAAGCCAAUUCCUCCAUCUCCCACACCUGGGUGGAUGAGGGCAUCUCGCCUUGCUUCUACUUCACACUGGUCCCCACCAUCCUGCUCACUAUCGCCUUCUUCCUCGGCACCAUCCACUUCAUAUUCUAUCAGAAGUAUGGCACGGCAAUGGAGCCCAAGUUCAUCCCACGCUCCCGCCUCUACGGCUUCCAGCAGGCCGUCUCCAUCCUCCUCCUGGUCCAGUCUCUGGGUGGGAUGGUGUGGCGGGCUGCCAGUGGCGGAGAGCUCCCGGGCUAUGUGGUGUUGUACGGCUGCUUCUCGGCGGGGGGCUGGGCCUGGGCCAUAGCCGUGCUCCGGGUGGAAAGACGAAGGGUCCUGGUGAUGGACCGAACAAGGGGCCACAGCGCGGCCCUGCUGCUGUUCUGGGCUGUGGCUUUCUCAGCUGAGAACUUGGCCUUUGUCUCCUGGUAUAGUCCACACUGGUGGUGGAGCCUAGAGACAACUCAACAACAGGUCCAGUUUGCUCUGUGGCUGAUGCGCUACAUGGGCACCGGGCUGCUCUUCUUCAUCGGUCUCAAAGCUCCAGGGCUGCCACGGAGACCAUACAUGCUGCUGAUAAAUGAAGAUGAGCGGGACGUGGAGAACAGUGGGCAGAGCCUUUUGGGCAGAACAGAAGACAACCCAUCCACCUGGCAGGGUUUCAGGAAGAAAGUCCGUCUCCUGGUUCCCUACAUGUGGCCCCGGAACAACAUCAUCCUCCAGCUCCUGGUCAUUUUCUGCUUGGGGCUGCUUGGAAUCGAGAGAGCCAUUAAUGUCUUUGUACCCAUUUACUACAAGAAUAUUGUGAAUGAACUGACUGAUGGCAGCAGCUGGAGAACUCUGGCCACCACAGUGUGUGUUUAUGUCCUGCUCAAGUUUUUGCAGGGCGGCGGGGCAGGUGCCUCAGGGUUUGUCAGUAACAUGCGCUCCUUCCUGUGGAUCCGGGUGCAACAGUACACUAACCGCGUGGUUCAAGUGCGCCUCUUUUCCCACCUUCACUCCCUUUCCCUGCGCUGGCACCUGGGCCGCAAAACCGGCGAUGUGCUGAGGAGCAUCGACCGCGGCACCUCGUCCAUUAACAGCCUGCUCAGCUACAUAGUGUUCAGCAUCUUCCCAACCAUUGCCGAUAUCGUCAUCUCUAUCAUCUACUUCAUCACCAAUUUCAACGCCUGGUUCGGCCUUAUUGUCUUCAUCUGCAUGGCCUUGUACCUCACUCUGACCAUUAUCAUCACUGAGUGGAGAGCCAAGUACAGACGAGACAUGAAUAUGCAGGACAACAACGCCAAGUCGAAGGCUGUGGACUCCUUGUUAAACUUCGAGACGGUAAAAUACUACAAUGCGGAGAACUACGAGGUUGGCCGUUUUGAGGGUGCCAUCUUGAAAUAUCAGGAGUCGGAGUGGAAGACCCAGGCGUCCCUGGCCUUCCUCAACCAAACACAGAACCUCAUCAUCGGAUCAGGCCUGCUGGCUGGCUCCCUGCUCUGUGCCUACUUUGUGACUGAAGGAAGAUUUCAGGUCGGAGAUUUUGUCCUCUUUGGCACCUACAUCAUCCAGCUGUACACCCCCCUCAACUGGUUUGGAACCUAUUACAGAAUGAUCCAGAAUUCCUUCAUUGACAUGGAAAGCAUGUUCAAGCUUUUUGAAGAAGACGAAGAGGUGAAAGAUGACGUAAACGCAGGGAAUCUUCUCUACAAACUGGGAAAACUUGAAUUUGAGAAUGUUUACUUCAGCUACACAAAUGGGAAGGAGAUUCUCAACGAUGUUUCCUUCACUGUACUUCCGGGACAGACAGUUGCCCUGGUGGGACCAUCGGGCUCUGGAAAGAGCACCAUUGUUCGACUCAUCUUCCGUUUCUAUGAUGUUCAAGGAGGCUGCAUUCGCAUCGACGGCCAGGAUAUAUCAAAAGUGAAGCAGGUAUCCCUGAGAGCUCAUAUCGGCGUGGUUCCCCAGGAUACCGUGCUUUUCAACGACACCAUCCAGAACAACAUCCGCUACGGCCGCAUCUCUGCCAGCGACCAGGAGGUGGAGGAGGCUGCUAUAGCUGCUGACAUACAUGAUAAAAUCAUGACCUUCCCUGAAGGUUAUGAUACACAGGUGGGUGAAAGAGGUCUGAAGCUCAGUGGAGGAGAGAAGCAACGAGUGGCCAUCGCCAGAACGAUCCUGAAAGCACCACAGAUCAUCCUGCUCGACGAGGCCACAUCUGCACUGGACACACAGACGGAGCGCAACAUCCAGGCCUCAUUGGCUAAAGUCUGCGCCAAUCGUACAACAGUUGUUGUUGCUCACAGAUUGUCCACCAUAAUCGGAGCGGACCAGAUUCUGGUUAUUAGCGAUGGCCGAAUCGCUGAGAGAGGACGACACGAGGAGUUGCUGCUCAAGGGAGGCUUGUACGCCGACAUGUGGAUGAACCAGCAGCAGGCCCAGGACUCGGACUCCUCGUCAGAAUCUGAGUCCAAAGACCGCAAGUCUGAGAAGUUGCAACCGCCGUCCACCUCGGGGGACCACGGCCACUGAAUGUGUCGCUCUGUGCUUUCUUUUAGAGAACUCUACAUUUUGAUUCCCCUCUUUAAUGUUAAAAAAAAAAAAGCAGGUGGAUGACGGUAAAGCAAAGGAACACUCAGUUAAGAUGAACAUUUUAUUUAUUUUUAGGAAAUUCAAACUGAAUGUGCAAUGGCAAGUCAUGGAGAUAAGGGAAGGUGCUAGUAAAAAUAAUAAGGUACAAACCCAGGUCGUGUCCAACUGUGUCAAAAGACACCCCGAGAUAUUAAUUGUGAUUAUUGCCAAGAUUUUAUUAUUUCAUUAUUCGCACCAGAUCUUCUUUUAAGAAUAUUAUUUUAAGAAGCGCUCCUGCCACCUUUUUUUUAAAAAAAAAAGUUUUAGUCUUUAUUUUCCAUAUUAAACACUGACUUUUGUUUGUUUGUCUUUUCACAGUUAAACCUGAAAUAGUCUUUGACAUGGACAUUAUUUAGAGAUGUAAAAUUGCAAGAAAUGAGGGGGGAUAAAAAAAAAAAAAAGCUCUAAUCACAGCAUCAGCACUGCAUCUUGUUGAAUUCUGUUGCCCACCAAAUAAUAUCACACAACUGACAUCAAGUUGGCGUACGAGCUGCCAGGGAUUUCAUUCAGCUGUGUUUUAUUUAUACGUUUUCGGUAGUUGAUUUUCUGAGCUGUUAUUUAAAGUGAUGUUUUUUUUAUAUAUAUGAUGUGUAAGCCUCUGUAUACUUUGGAUCACUUAGGUAAAGCGGGGUGUGCUGCUUGUCAGAUCAUUGUGUUUUCUGCAUUUUUAUUGGAAGAUUAAUGAGUACGCUGUUUGUCAAUCAUGUUGUUUUUUUGUUUUUUUUAAUGAUUUAAAGGUAAGGUACAACAUAAGGUACAAUCCACGUCUGCCUGUCAUUGGCAGUUAAAGUCAAUAGAAAACCAUGAAAAAGACAUCCCAUCAAACUAAACCCGCCCACGCAGUAACAACAGCCUACCCACCAUUAUUCUCACUCACUGUAAUGUGUAAUUAUAUGCCGUCAUAUACACAAUAUCUGACUUUUCUGGAUGUCUGUUUCUACCUCAUAAAAGGUGUUGUCCAUGAUUAUUACAUUUUGUAAAUGUUCUGUUGUCUUGCAUUGAAAGAUGCGAAUAAAGGGUUGUUUCUUC